AUGUGGCGCAGGGCCCACGCACCGGCGCGCAAUCCCAACGACCCGUCCCCGCACGAAGGGAAGAUGGGGGAUGAGGGGCGCCGGCACGGCGUCGAGGAAGAGGAGGCCGGAGCUCCACCGCCACCGCCGGGGUUGCUCCUCCUCGCGAGCGGGGUCCUCCUCCUUGGGACGGGAAGCGGAGACCCGCACAGCCGCACCGCCCGCGAGGAAGACGAGAAGGUGGGACGGCGCCCCGCGUGCGAGCUCCAGGGGGCGGCGUCGUCGAGCUCUGCCCGCGCACCUCACUGGGGGAGGGAGGUGGCAGCUCGCCGGCACGGGGGACACCGAAUCAGGUCGCCGCGCGCGCACCCGCCACCGCGGCCCCGCGCGAGCCCGCCCUGCCUCGCCAUGGUCGCGCCGCCACCGCCUCACCAUGGCCCCGCGCUCGCCGCCUGGCCCGUGCGCCAUGGCCCCGUGCCCGCCACCGCCAGGCCCGUCGCGGCCUCCGCCCCGCCCAGACCCGCUCGCCCCGCGCCGCUCGGAGCAGGGGAGGGGCCGCACGGAGGGGGCACGAGAGGGGCCGCCGUAGCUCCUUGCCCUCCGGCCCGGCGCGGAGAGGGAGGAGGCGACGCGGCAGCUCCUAGGCCCACUGGUGAGGGAGGAGCGGCGCAAUGGCCACGCCCCCGCUGUGCCUCCGCCGCGUCCCCGACGGAGGGAGGUGCGAGGAGGGAGGAGGGCGGCGGGGCGGGUCGCCGGCGGAAGCAGGGAGGAGGCGCCCUCAUCUGGCCCGGCGCCGCCGCGGCCUGGCCGCCGCUGGCCCGGGCGCCCGGCGCCUCCGCGCGCCGCCACGGCCUGGCUACCGAGAGGCCCGCCGCCGGGGGCGGGUCCCCGGCUCCGCCGUGCCGCCAAGCUUGA
Messenger RNA from Panicum virgatum (switchgrass), 894 nucleotides. Its product is annotated as translation initiation factor IF-2-like. Bases 1 to 894 code for a protein of 297 amino acids. NCBI's taxonomy places the organism in Eukaryota, Viridiplantae, Streptophyta, Magnoliopsida, Poales, Poaceae. The record is from RefSeq and is a predicted model, not a curated record. The transcript has a single exon.